Molecule: messenger RNA, 1240 nt
Organism: Centropristis striata (black sea bass)
Lineage: Eukaryota; Metazoa; Chordata; Actinopteri; Perciformes; Serranidae
Gene: ankrd53
Product: ankyrin repeat domain 53
Exons: 6
Coding region: 11-1183 (390 amino acids)
Biological process (GO): mitotic metaphase chromosome alignment; regulation of mitotic cytokinesis; positive regulation of microtubule polymerization
Cellular component (GO): spindle pole
Molecular function (GO): protein binding
Source: RefSeq, a predicted model, not a curated record
CACUGCAACCAUGGAACCUGUCAACAAAUCCUGGAAACGGAGGUGUAAAAACCGGACACUCACCCACAAAGCUCCCCCAGGUGGACACGUGUUUACAGAUGUUGUUGUUGUUUCAGAGAAGUUGCGUGUCGGUAUAAACAGACAGUGUCUGCCAGCGCUCCACAUGGCCUGCCUUUACGGCCAGCUGGCCACCGUGCAGCUCCUGGUGGAGUCCGGUCAGGAGUGGAUCAACAGCAGCGACCUCCAGGGCCGCCGGCCGGUCCACAUGGUCCUGUCCUCCCGGAGCUCGCCCAGCACCUCCUCGUGCCUCAGAUACCUGCUGGAAAACGGGGCCGACAUCAACGUUACCACAGAUUCAGGGACUACCCCGCUGCACCUGGCCGCCUCUGAAGGCCUCCUGGACUGCACGGAGAUCCUGGUGCAGGCUGGAGCAGACGUGUCGGCCAGGGACAGCAUGGGACACACUCCUCUGGAUUUGGCCCGCGUCUGGUGCCGCAGGAAGGUGGCAAGGUAUCUGAAAAACUGCAUGUGGCAGUUAGACAAGAAGAAAGAAAUGCAGGAGAGGAGGCUGGUUCAAACUCUGUACAGUGAUUUAGUGGACAUGGUCAAAGUGAAUAAUCACAAUAGAAAGACACUUAUCGAUGAGAAGGUGGCAGAGUGGGCCAACACUAAAGGUUUUCCUCCCCUGAAGGAUUUUUCUCCCAAAGAGUUGGUGAGCCAGUACCACACCGGUUGCCUCUCAUCAGAUCAGAACAGCUCUAAUCCAAAACACGCCGAGCGCCUGCUGAAGAGCCCGCAGGGAGUUCUUCUGGAGGACAAGCAACCUCCAGCCUCCUCCUCCAGACCCUGGACCAUCUUCAUGGGCCUCCAGCCAGAGAAACCCCUCAGAGAGCCGGACCUGCGGGACAACGUCUCUGUGUGGAGGGACGGCGGGCGUGGCCGGCCUCAGUACACCACCAGGUGGGACGCCACGCCUCGGCCCGCCCCUCACCUGCCUCUGGACGUCCUGGAGAGGGCGUUGUUCCCCAGAGCUUUCCCUUCCAGGAUCGCCUCCCCACGCUACUUUGAGCCACAGGACAUCGUGGAGGUCCAGCACAGAGGACACCCCCAGGGGCGGAGCACCUCCCCCUGGACGGAGGUGGCCAUGCACCUGGCUGAGGUGCUGGAGCCCGGACACUACUGAUCAUCUCCACGGAGACCUGAAAUCAGCCGAUGCAUUAAAACUCACCUGGUGUUGAAA